Theileria parva strain Muguga is the source of this 603-nucleotide messenger RNA. Its product is annotated as glutaredoxin 11E. Gene Ontology annotation, biological process: cellular response to oxidative stress. Bases 91 to 546 code for a protein of 151 amino acids. The record is from RefSeq and is a predicted model, not a curated record. Gene Ontology annotation, molecular function: glutathione disulfide oxidoreductase activity. NCBI's taxonomy places the organism in Eukaryota, Apicomplexa, Aconoidasida, Piroplasmida, Theileriidae. The transcript has 5 exons. Gene Ontology annotation, cellular component: cytoplasm.
GACUGGCCCCCAUCUGAUUUUGGGUGUGAUUGAUUUACUUUUAAUUGUUUGAUUGAAUUCUUUUUACAAUUCAAUAGGAUAAUUUCAUCCAUGAGUUCAGUGAAGUAUUUAGUUUUAUUUACUUUGGUUUGUGUUGUGAGUUUAUUUCAGCCUUCCCAGUGUCGUCUGGACUAUCAUUUCUUCUCUGAUUUCCUGAGUAAAUAUUCCUUCACGCUGCCGUUUAAAAUGGCCGAAAAAACGCCCAAGGACUGGGUCGACAGCCUCGUCAAAAAACACAAAGUCGUCGUCUUCUCCAAGUCGUACUGCCCCUACUGUACCAGAGCCAAAGACGCACUCAAAAAACUCAACCUACACGAUCUCCACGUGGAGGAGUUGGAUUCUAAUCCGAACAUGGACCAGGUCCAAGAUUACUUAAACCAACUCACAGGAGCGAGGAGUGUCCCGCGUGUGUUUGUGAAUGGUCGUUUCUACGGAGAUUCCACUAAAACUGUUUCAGACGUCGAGAGUGGGAAGUUCAUGGAACAUUACAAGAAAACUGACUUAUAACCACACACCGACACUUUUUACUAACUCCAGUCAUUUAAUCUUUUAAAUGAUUCUUCA